Molecule: messenger RNA, 867 nt
Organism: Phycomyces blakesleeanus NRRL 1555(-)
Lineage: Eukaryota; Fungi; Mucoromycota; Mucoromycetes; Mucorales; Phycomycetaceae
Product: C2H2-type zinc finger transcription factor
Exons: 5
Coding region: 1-867 (288 amino acids)
Source: RefSeq, a predicted model, not a curated record
AUGCCCUCACAUGUUCGGCGUAAUUGUCAUUCACCUAGCAGCGUCAUCUUUGAUGUCACUAACUAUAAGGCGAUUACCCAAGAAGGAUUAACUUUUUCGCUUAAGGAUGAUAUGAGCAUGUACGAGACCAGUGCCUUCGGAAUCAAUCCAAGAAUUCGUGUCCUCGCAAAGAAUACCACAAUACCGACAGUUCCGUUCCAGAGAUCGAGAUGCCUGAGGCUCCCUCACACCCUGGCUACGACGCACCUAGUAACACAACUUGAUUCUAAGAGUGCUCGUGUUGCCGCACAAGAGGUUGUGGUCAACGAACUCGCUGCGCAAGAAGCCGUGGCUAGAAAAAAUGUUGCCCAAAAUACUCAAAGAGCGAAUGCUGCGGCUCUAGCCACACAAAACAAAACGGAGGCUAUCCUCGCUGCCCUUGCUGCACAAAACUCUUCUCCUGUUGACUUCACCGGUAAUACAGCUCUCAAUUCUGAUAAUGAUAUCCGGUGUCGCAAUACAAUGCUUUCAUUGUUUCUCUUCUUUAGCAUUAUGACAGCGGAGAUCUUUCUCGUACACUUUUGCCCUUAUUGUCAGAACAAUAAAAGCACAUCGAAUACGUUGAGAAAGCAUUUAGAGAGCAUUCACACUCUAAAGUGCAAAUUCAAAAAUGAACGUCGUAAAUCAACAAAAGAAAUUACUUUUGUGACAAAUCAUACAAACAAGUCUCGAACUUGUCUUGGUUGCUGCUACUGUAAGAUGUAUUUUGACGAUGUAGCAGAAUCCCAAAAGCAUAUCGAAAACGGCCAUGUUAUAAUGACAACAGUCGUGAAUGUAAAUGCAACCAGUACGCCCGAUGUCAAUAAUACAAAAGUACGAGAGGAAUAG